AUUGUUAGCUUCAAUACCAUGUUAUUUAGUGCCUAACGAUGAAAACUUGUAUAAUAACAAAUAGAAAAUAACGUUUUGAACGAAGAUAAUCAUAUAAUUUUUUAGUUUAAACGAUAUUUUCCUUUUAAACCUUCUUUAAUUUUGUUUAUGUCAUUUAAAAAAUAUUAUUAAGAAAAGAAAUAUUUUAUAAAUUACUGAACGAUAAAAUAAUGCCUCCUGCAAAACAACCACAACGAAGAGUUUUUAUAGCCGACAGAAGUAUUAAAUUCAGAUGUUGUUUACAAAAUACAAUUCUAGAUGUUCUAAAAAGUCGAAGUGGAUGGCAGGAAGGAGGAGAAGGCGAUUGGGACUUCUAUUGGUGCGACGUUAUGUGGAUAAAAGAAUUUUUUGAUCAUUACUAUCUAGGGGAACAGAUGAGAGUUUGUCAUUUUAGAAAUCAUUACGAACUUACUAGAAAGAAUCUUAUGGUGAAAAAUCUUAAAAGAUAUAGAAAAACAUUAGAUAAAGAAUUUGGAAAACAAGAAGCAAUACAAUGUGAUUUUUAUCCAAUGACAUUUGAAUUACCAUCGGAAUAUCAUAUAUUCGUUGAAGAAUUUAAAAAGAGUCCAGGCCAAAUAUGGAUAAUGAAACCAGUCGCUAAAUCUCAAGGAAAAGGGAUAUUUCUUUUUCGUAAAUUGAAAGAUAUUACAGAUUGGAAGAAGGGUGAAUAUCAACCUCAAACUGGUGAUUCUGCAAGAGAAGGUCCGGAAACUUAUGUUGUCCAACGAUACAUAAAUAAUCCAUAUUUAAUUAGUGGAAGGAAAUUCGAUAUUCGAGUUUACGUUUUAGUAAUGUCGUAUGUUCCAUUGAAGGCAUGGUUAUAUAGAAGUGGUUUUGCCAGAUUCUCGAAUACAAGAUAUUCAUUGGAUGCAAUUGAAAAUAAUUAUGUUCAUCUUACAAAUGUUGCUAUACAAAAAACUGCUCCCGAUUAUGAUCCUGAAAAAGGUUGUAAAUGGUCUAUGCAACGUCUAAGACAGUAUCUGUUAGCUAAGCAUGGAGCUGAGAAAACAAAAGAAACUUUUGCAAGAAUGGAUCAAGUGUUCAUAAGAAGUCUUAUGGCUGUUCAAAAAGUGAUGAUUAAUGAUAAACAUUGCUUUGAAUUGUAUGGUUACGACAUCCUUUUAGAUGAUGUUUUAAAACCGUGGUUACUGGAAGUUAACGCGUCUCCAUCGUUAACGGCUAGUAGUAAAGAAGACUACGAUCUAAAAGUAGGCUUAUUACAAGAUGUCUUGAAUAUCAUUGAUCUUGAAGGAAGGUUAACUGGUAAAGAGAAAAGAGUAGGAGGAUUCGAUUUAAUUCAUGACGAUGGUGUUGUUUACGCGGAUGAUGUUACCUAUGACGCAACGGGAAAUUUAUCGCAAACUCCAAAUUCAUUUUUGGGUUGUCAUAACGACAGAAACCAACAACUUCAACAAUUAUAUAGAAAAAAUCAGUUACUAAGCGAACAAAAAGCUUUAGAUAAGACGUAA
This is a messenger RNA of Dimorphilus gyrociliatus, 1508 nucleotides long. NCBI's taxonomy places the organism in Eukaryota, Metazoa, Annelida, Polychaeta, Dinophilidae. The record is from the annotation of a GenBank genome assembly.